UGGACAUUCUAGCGAUUUAUUAUUUAUGUUUUGGUUUCUUGUGAUGAUUGCUAGCAGCUCUUUUUCGUAAGACUUAAGUUUUUGUUGGAACAAGUGUUGAGGUUUCGAACAUCUGUUGAAAAGUAUACAUUUUUUGAAUCUGGUGCGAAUGAACGCGAUUCGAAAUCCGAAAAAUUCCAACGUUUCGAAAUGCUGUCAACUUCAGAUCGUAAAAAAGAACUCACGAUAAAUAUCAAACGUCAUCACAUUUUACUGCGCAAUAGCAUUCCAAUCGCUUUGGUCGUACUCUCGUUCUCCUGACGACAUAUUUGUUGCGUACAUUAAAAUUAUCAGUUUUUUCUAUAACAACAAUUCAAUUGUUAAUUUGUUCGUUAUUAUCUACAGUCGAUAUUCGCCUUUCAAUUACGUUUUGAUAACCGGAGUUUGACCAGACCGAGCAGACUUUAGGUAUCGUUGUAUCGCUGACAUUGCAUCCAUUGAAGUUCUGAACAAGUCAAGCAAACGUCAGAAUGGCCACACGAAAAUCACCUCGCCUGAAUGGGCCACCAGCCAAGGCAAGAAAAGAGAACGAUCAACAAGACGAUGUUGCCGUUGUCGUUGUCACUGACGCUGCCGUCGAGGAACCAACACCACCCGUUUUCAAUCUCAUCAACGAUUGCUGCUAUGCCAUUUUGGAUUGGCUGUCACGUGAAGACCUACGCUCAUUUGGUCAAACGUGCAAAUGGGCACAACAAGUGGCUACAAACUUCCACCAAAUGAACCACACAGCAAUGAAUUAUCGCGUCUAUGGAUUGGGCCAAAUUUUUGGUCCCGCACUUUUUGAUCUCCAAAACACACAAAAAAUACACAUUUGGGGAAUGAACUUGGAUCCAUAUCGCAACGUCAAGUCAUACUGCAAUAAACCGAUCAAGCAAAUCCGCUUGGGUGAUACCAUAUUAUCAGUCGCGAAAGUUAAUUGUCUCAAAAAGCUUCUACGCACCGUCGAAUGUGUGAAAUUGGAAAGAUGCAGAAUCAACGGCGAUUUCUACGAAAAUUUUCUCAAAUUUUGUAUCAACAUCAAGGGGCUUCAUGUUGGUUCUAGCUAUCACCGUAAUCCGAAUGGGGAUCACAUUUUGAUUGGUGUUGACAAUGGAUGGUUGACCCGAAAAUACCCAACACUCGAGCAUUUGGAAGUAACUCGUGGUUUGGCUCGAAGGGUCGAUGAGCUGAAGAUAUUUUUCGAACAAAAUCCAAACGUUCGCAGCUUUGCCACUGACUCUACAUUCCUUGAAGAGAAUUUCGACUUGUUCAGAACGACAAAGAUUAAAUUGGAUCUGUUGGCGAUUUGGGAUAAUUCGGCUAGUGUGACCGCAUUUCGUGAUAACUUGAACUCUCUUCAUGAACGUGGUGUCUUUCAACGAUUGCACUGGUAUUGCAGAUUGGUAUCUGCUAACGAAGCUUCAUUGAAUGCGCUGGAAAAAUUGUCAGUUGGUCAUUGGAAUCUUGGUGAAUGUGCUACCAUUUCAUCACUUUUGGUUAACAUCAAAGAAUUGAUCAUCAGAUUCUAUCUCAAUGGAUCAACAACUAUGGAAACAACAGCUCGUAAUCUGGUGAAUCUCGAACGUGUUUAUCUCGGUGAACCAACAUGCGAAGCAAUCGUGUCGUUCAUUCGUCAUUCUGCAAAGCUGAAGAAAAUUAAAGUCGCUCAUAGCAUUGGAAUGCCGAAUAGCAAUAUAGACGGCCUUGAUCUCGCGGCUUGGAACAAGGGGCGUGAAAAAUUGUUCGGAGCACGAAAAGUCACAAUCUAUGUUCCGGAACACGUUUACUUGGCAACAAAGUGGGCAACGAACAAAACAGACUACAGUUUGAUCGAGUUAAAGCGAGGAAACUCAUACGAUUGGGGCAGCGAUUUCAACCUUUAUUAAAAAUUUCAAAAUAAGUGAAUGAGCGUUCCACAUUCCACUGACAAACACAAUUUCACAAAUUUCUAUAUUUAAAACAUCAAUUUAAAAAAAAAACAUUCCGAAGUUCCAA
Messenger RNA from Sitodiplosis mosellana (orange wheat blossom midge), 2013 nucleotides. RefSeq lists its product as uncharacterized. NCBI's taxonomy places the organism in Eukaryota, Metazoa, Arthropoda, Insecta, Diptera, Cecidomyiidae. The coding region runs from base 510 to 1904 and encodes 464 amino acids. The record is from RefSeq and is a predicted model, not a curated record. The transcript has 2 exons.